AUGUCUGGAGCUCCCAGAUUGAGGUCAACAAAUGUUGCUGAUUCAGAGGCAAGGCCUGUGCUUGGACCAACUGGAAACAAGGCAGGGUCAUUGAGUUCUAGAAAACCCACUUCAAAGCCACAGAGGAAGGCAGAGAAAUUGAGGGAUGAGGUUGCAUCAGCCAAAGAGAAAAAUACCCACCAAUUGUCUUCAAACGUAACUUCCUCUCCUAAGUCACAUUCUGUCAGUGUUCCUUCAGUACUCCGCAGGCAUGAACAGCUAUUGCAUUCUAAUUUGUCUCUGAAUGCUUCAUGUUCAUCCGAUGCCUCUACGGAUUCAUUCCACAGUAGAGCAUCUACAGGCAGAUUGACUCGGUCUAAUAGCUUAGUUAGUAGAAGGAAACCAUUUGCGUCAAAGCCAAGAAGUGUUUCUUCUGAUGGUGCUUUGGAUUCUCCACCUGAUGGUUCACAAUCAAAGAAGAGGUGUACCUGGGUCACGCCUAAUACCGAACCGUGUUACGCUGCUUUCCAUGAUGAAGAAUGGGGAGUUCCAGUACAUGAUGACAAGAAACUGUUUGAACUUCUUGUACUUUCGAGUGCACUGUCUGAACUCACUUGGCCAGUCAUUCUGAGCAAAAGGCACAUUUUUAGGGAAGUAUUUGCAGACUUCGAUCCAUUAGCUGUCUCAAAAUUGAAUGAAAAGAAAAUGAUUGCACCAGGAACUACUGCAAGUUCCCUUCUUUCAGAACUUAAAUUGCGUGCUAUAAUUGAGAAUGCACAUCAAACAUCAAAGGUUGUUGAUGAAUUUGGGUCAUUUGACAAGUAUAUAUGGAGUUUUGUGAACCACAAGCCUAUAGCUAGUAGAUUCCGAUAUCCUCGACAGGUUCCUGUAAAAACUCCAAAAGCCGAUGUGAUUAGUAAAGACCUGGUAAGAAGAGGAUUCCGUGGUGUGGGGCCCACCGUCGUGUACUCCUUCAUGCAGGUAGCUGGGUUAACAAAUGACCAUCUCAUCAGCUGCUUCAGAUUCCACGAAUGUAUAGCUGCAGCAGAAGGGAAGGAAGAGAAUGGCAUCAUGAACAAUGCUCGUGAACAAAAGGAGAGUGAUAAAGUGAUAGAAUCAGAUCUGUCCAUUGCCAUUGAUGAUUUGAGUUUCUCCUCAGAAUGAUGGUUCCACUGUCUUGGCUGACAGAGCCUCCAGGUUCUAUCAGCAGUGUCAUCCUGUCCACUGAUUCAAUGCUAGCCCUUAGAUUGAGUAAUGAUGGAGGGUAAUUUGUGUAUAAAUUUCAUAUUAUUCUCCCUGAACUUGAUUAUGAUGAUGGAUUCUUAGAUUGUAGAUUUUUACUAAAGCUCAAGUGAAUGAAAUCAACCCUGUACCUGUAAUGUUGUAUGAAGCUUCUUCAGGCAGCCUUUUAAACUGGUGUUACUAUUUUCUGUACAGUUAAAGCAAGUGAUUAUAAUUUUCUUUCA
Prosopis cineraria is the source of this 1445-nucleotide messenger RNA. RefSeq lists its product as uncharacterized. The transcript is spliced from 5 exons. Gene Ontology annotation, molecular function: DNA-3-methyladenine glycosylase activity. Gene Ontology annotation, biological process: base-excision repair. The coding region runs from base 1 to 1143 and encodes 380 amino acids. The record is from RefSeq and is a predicted model, not a curated record. NCBI's taxonomy places the organism in Eukaryota, Viridiplantae, Streptophyta, Magnoliopsida, Fabales, Fabaceae.